UGCUCAUUUUACUUAUACUAAAAAUGGCUAGCACGAUUGUUAAUACAUAAUAUCAAUACAACAAAUAUAAUAACUAUGAAUAAUAGUUGUUUGCGAUUGUGAUGUGACCAAUUAUAAUAUACGCAUGCAACCUUUUCAGUGAUGCUGAAAUUUGUGGCUUGUUGUUGAGGCGUACAGGAAAAUUGUGUGUUUGUGUGUACUUGUGUGUAUUUGUCAAGCUGAAGCUGAAUAUGAAAGAGAACAAAAAUGAAAAUGCAAAAACAAUAAAAUAAGUUCAUCCUUGGUGCACGUGCUGGAAAUAUAUAAUGCUGCAAUAAAUGCAGUUGUAUAAAAAAUAUAUAUUUCAACGGAGUAUAUAAAGGAAUACAUAAAAACCCAGUCGCGGCAUAUGUGUAUAUCUUAACACAGACAGCUGUAUAUGCAGCAGCUUUGGGGAUUCUGUUCUCCUGCAUCAACAUGACUUUCCCGCAAUGCUUUCCCAGUGCUUCAGACGAAGACAUUUGAAGCAAAACCCUUUCCGUUAUAAGGACAAGUGAGAGAGAGGUACAAAUAAAAAAGACAUCCAGUCAAUCCCACAUUUCACAAAUCAUCACAAAAUGCAAUCAAAGCAUUGCAAUAUGCUACAGAGCUGGAGCAGAAGGGGUAGCAACGGAACAACUUCUUCCACAACAAACAGAUUGGCUUCCAUAAACACAAAUAGCAGGGUCGAAACUGCGUCUGUGCCAAUGUUGAGGACUUUGACGUCAAUACGAAAAGACUCUUGCGGCAGUGGAACUCAGGAAUGCAUUCCCCAACACAAUGCUUCACAGUGCUUAUCAGAUAAUCGUAGAAAGUCAUUAUUACAUUACCUAAUUGUGCUCAUCGCCAUUAAUUUUUGUUAUUUACAACCUGCCAGCGCCGAUCAAGUUGUAUUAUUAGAUACAACUCGGGAGGCCACGCUGGAAUGGACACGAUACCCAUACGGUCCCCAAGCUCAAACCCCAGGCUGGGUGGAAGAAUCGUUCACAGAUUUCGUUAAGGGCAUUAAUUGGCGCAGCUAUGUGGUUUGCGAUGUCGCCUAUCAUAACGUAAACAAUUGGUUGUGGUCCCCAUUCAUCGAUCGCGGGCCAGCCAAUAGACUUUAUAUUGAAAUUCAAUUUACUAUACGAGACUGCUCAUUGUUUCCUGGAAAUGCAUUGUCAUGCAAGGAAACAUUUAGUUUGUUGUUCUACGAGUUCGAUGCAGCAACUAGAGAGCCCCCGCCAUGGCAAACAGACAGUUAUAAGUUAAUUGCACGCAUUGCGGCUGGCGAGGGGCGCUUCAAUCAGAACUCUGAUGUUGAUAUAAACACGGAAGUCAAAAGCAUAGCUGUAACGAAGAAAGGCGUGUAUUUCGCCUUCCGUGAUCAGGGCGCUUGCAUUAGUGUCCUGGCGGUAAAAGUAUAUUAUAUAACAUGCCCGGCAGUAACUGAAAACUUUGCUCACUUCAACGAGACACCGACGGGAAGGGAGAUCACAAUUAUUGAGAAACAAAACGGCACUUGUGUUGAAAAUGCGGAACCCUACGAACCACCUACCUAUCUGUGUAAAGGCGAUGGCAAAUGGACAAUCCUCACCGGCGGCUGUCGCUGCAAGGUUGGCUACGAGCCGAAUUAUGUGAACAAAACCUGUACCGAAUGUCCUGCUGGGACCUUCAGGUCAGCUGAGGUUCGGAAAUGUGUGCCAUGCCCGCCGAACUCCAGCACUUCAAGUACAGCGUCGCCAUUAUGCAAGUGCAUACCGGGCUUCUAUAGACAUCCACGGGAUGGAAGACAUAUGCCUUGCUAUAAGCCACCAGGACCUCCAACCAAUCUCACAGUAUUAUUUGUUGAUCAAACAAGUGCAAUAAUAUCAUGGAACGCGCCGGCGAAGGAUGAGUUUGGCAUGGGCCAGACAGAGAAAUAUCGCAGUGAUGUCGUGUACAAGAUUCGCUGUAGCAUGUGCAACUCAAAUGUUAUGUUCAAUCCCUCAACGGACACUUUCAACGAAACAAAACUGACGCUUACCAAUCUGGAACCGGUUACCACAUAUACUGUGCAGGUGCAUGCAACCAAUGGCAUAUCGUAUUUGGUUGAUCCGACGCUUUAUGCAAACGAAACUUUUACGAACAGCGAAGUACAAUUUAGCAAUGUGUCAAGUACAACAACGAAGAAUCAACAACUUGAUCUCAACGAAAUCAAGACUGAACAUGCUGAGAUUAUUUUCACAACCGAAUCAGCCAUACUCUCAACUAUUUUCAAUUUACGCGUUCUGGCUAUAACCAGCAAGGAUGCUGAUCUUGUCUGGGACAAACCGGUGCAGAGCGAUGCGCCGAUAGAACUCUACGAAGUGCGUUGGUUCCCUAAGCCUGAGCUGGAUGCAAUGAAUAAAACCGCUCUAAACACCAAGGAGACAAAAGCUCACAUCGAGGGGCUAAGUGAGAACACAGAGUACGGUUUCCAAGUACGCUGCAAAACCGUCAAUGGCUUUGGCUCAUACAGCAACAUUGUCUAUGCCCAAACCCAUCAGCCAGUCAGUUCUGUUUAUGAUGAUUCUGUUCAAGUGCGUUUCAUUGCUGGAGCGAUUGUGGCAGGUGUUUUCUUCUUGGUGAUUUUCAUAGUGACGACGGUUUACUUCUUGCGUUCCAAGCAUCAAGAUGAGCUCGAUAAGAAGUCCAGCAAUCACUUGCCACUGCCCAUGGACUACGCUAGCAACGAAGGACUCGUCGUGACAUAUAUAAAUGCCAUGGAUACAACUCCAAUUGUCAAGACUCUGCAUUCAAAUGUGACAACCCCAUUGUUUGGCAACAGCCGCAGUUAUGUGGACCCCCACACAUAUGAAGACCCAAAUCAGGCAAUUCGAGAGUUUGCGCGCGAAAUCGAUGCAAAUUAUAUAACUAUAGAAGCAAUAAUUGGUGGUGGUGAAUUCGGCGAUGUCUGCCGUGGCCGCUUAAAAAUCCCUCCAAACUUUGUCCAGGACAUAGAUGUUGCUAUCAAGACACUAAAACCAGGAUCUUCAGAGAAAGCGCGCUGCGACUUUUUAACCGAAGCUUCAAUAAUGGGCCAGUUCGAUCAUCCUAAUGUAAUAUAUUUGCAAGGCGUGGUAACGCGCUCCAAUCCCGUCAUGAUCAUAACCGAAUAUAUGGAAAAUGGCAGCUUGGAUACUUUCUUGCGUGUCAAUGAUGGCAAAUUCCAAACAAUCCAGCUAAUUGUAAUGCUGCGGGGCAUCGCUAGUGGCAUGUCAUAUCUGAGUGACAUGAAUUACGUGCAUCGAGAUUUGGCGGCACGCAAUGUGCUCGUCAAUGCCCAGUUAAUAUGCAAAAUAGCCGACUUUGGACUAUCUCGGGAAAUCGAGAAUGCUAGCGAUGCUUACACAACACGGGGCGGCAAAAUACCUGUACGGUGGACCGCACCAGAAGCGAUUGCAUUCCGCAAAUUCACAUCCGCCUCAGAUGUUUGGUCAUAUGGAGUCGUUUUGUGGGAGGUUAUGUCAUAUGGAGAGCGUCCGUACUGGAACUGGUCGAAUCAGGAUGUGAUAAAAAGCAUAGAGAAGGGGUAUCGAUUACCCGCGCCAAUGGAUUGCCCGGAAGCGUUGUACCAGUUGAUGUUGGAUUGCUGGCAAAAACAACGAACACAUCGUCCAACAUUUGCCAGCAUUGUGUCCACUUUGGACAAUUUAGCCCGGCAACCCCAAUCACUGCUCACAAUCAGAAAUUCGCCUGAGAAUGAUGGCACACAGGUUUUGGAUACACAACGCGGGCACAACAUAUUCAUAAGCACUGACUUAUGGCUUGAAAAUAUUAAAAUGUCCAGAUAUAGUCAGCAUUUUAAAGAGGCUAAUUUAGUGAGUGCUCAACAGAUCUCAAGGUUAACAGCUCAACAGUUAUCCGAUAUGGGUAUAACAUUAGUAGGCCACCAAAAAAAGAUAUUACAUCAGGCGAGGCAGCUGGAUAUCGUAAUAUAGCCCGUAUACUAAUACGAUGUAAAUACACAACACAUAUGCAUAGGAUUAUAUAUAUGAAUAUAUGCACAUAUGUGCUAUAUGUACGUAUGCGAUGUGUUCAUCUAUAUAAGCCACUGCAUAACUAUAUAAUUAAAAUUUAAAUAAUUAAUAGCACACAUAUAUACAAAUAGGACGACAUUAAUGUGCGAAUUACAAAACGAAACGAGAAAGAACAGAUAUUACAAAUUAAGGUACAUUUUGUAGUUUAGUAGCUGUAAGUGCGUGCAUUUAUACAUUCAUGCAUACAUAGACAAACGAAAAAGCAAACAAACAAACUGCCCUGUUUACAUUACGCUAAUACAUACAUACAUUUUAUAUUACGUGUGUACAUAUGUAUGAAAAACAUGUAUGUACUUUAUGAAAGGGCUAUAUUACAAUUACAAUGGAUUAGUAUUGUUUCGAGAGAUGCGAGAGUUGUGUUAAAACAAAAAACAAGUGACGUUGUACACCAGGGAACCAACCGACUUGGGGUUUUUUUAGUCUAAAGCUACCAAUAACUUAAGUCUCUCAUGUUUCCCACUGCCGUUUCCUUGUCCACUGCCGGUUUAUGUCAUAUCACAUGACACAUAACACCUGAGCGAACAAAUAUACGCAUACAAACACACACACACACACACAGAUCCCUGGAAAAAUGUUAUAUGAAGUUUUUAAUAAUGUAUGCAUUUAAGCGUAGCGUCCAUACAGCAUUUACAUUAAAACAUAAAAUGACAAACGAAAAAAAAACACAAAUAACAAACAACGUUUUGCACCUUCACACAUUCUACCGAACAUGCUGUUAAUGAGGCUGAACUCAAAACCCUGUUUAUAUAAGGGGCGAAUACCUCUCGUCUUACCACCAUUGAGAGAGUUUUUAUUGCGAGGAAGCUAAAGUAAUAUACAUAAAUGGACAGUGUUAGUGGACCAGACUACUCGUAUUCGUCCCUAAUGCAAACAGGCUCUUUGAAUUGCAUUUACACAUAUAUACACAUAUACACAUAAACAUACAUACAUUCAUAAUUUAGAUGUACAAAAUAAAUUCUUAUAAUUAGUUUUGGUUUAUCUCAAAAGCCCCCAAAAUGGCUCAUGGACUUUUACAAUAAGUUUAUCGAAUUGAUGGCAGCAUAUACAUAAGUGUCUAGCGCAGGCAGUGAAUUACAUUAAUAAACCAUUUAUUGUAGGUUGAUUGCGUCUUCAGAUUUGGACUUCAGCCAGUAUUAUUUAAUAAUAACAAACGCAUGUAUUUUAUUUUAAUCUGUAGCGUCAGUCGUUUUAUAUCGUUUAAAAUUAAAACUCAUAAUAAAGAUCG
Molecule: messenger RNA, 5283 nt
Organism: Scaptodrosophila lebanonensis
Lineage: Eukaryota; Metazoa; Arthropoda; Insecta; Diptera; Drosophilidae
Gene: Eph
Product: ephrin type-B receptor 1-B
Exons: 15
Coding region: 597-3959 (1120 amino acids)
Biological process (GO): protein phosphorylation; cell surface receptor protein tyrosine kinase signaling pathway; axon guidance
Cellular component (GO): plasma membrane; neuron projection
Molecular function (GO): transmembrane-ephrin receptor activity; ATP binding; protein binding
Source: RefSeq, a predicted model, not a curated record